CAGAGAAAUUCGAACAGACACUGCAUUUCUCCGUCUUCUCCAAACACUCAUCCAAGACCAGAAGCCCACCAUCAUCCCCACAUCCCAUCCUCUCUACCGCCGUCCAUACACCAAAACUCCAUGUCUACCCAAGACUCUCCAUCAAACAACGCUCUCACUGUAGUAGUUUCAGACCCACAACAACAACCACAGCAGCUACAGCUACAGCCCCAUAUUUCCACCAGCACCAGCACCGCUCUUACUGUAAAGAAACCACCUUCAAAAGACCGCCACAGCAAGGUCGACGGCCGUGGCCGUCGCAUACGCAUGCCCAUCAUCUGCGCUGCACGUGUCUUCCAGCUUACGCGCGAGCUGGGCCAUAAAUCCGACGGUCAGACCAUCGAGUGGCUCCUCCGCCAAGCUGAGCCGUCGAUCAUCGCUGCAACAGGGACCGGAACCACCCCCGCCAGCUUCUCCACCCUCUCCGUUGCCGUCCGCGGUGGAUCAUCCGUGCCGUCCACUCUCGCCGCGCUCGACCACAAACCGGGUCCCGCCGCUCUCGCUCCGGCCCCGUUUAUACUCGGCAAGAGGCUCCGGGACGAUGAUUCCGUCAACGGCGCCAAGGACGAUAGCAGUAGCAGCGGGCUCGGUGUGGGCAUAGGCGGGCCUGCUGCCGGGUUCUGGGCUGUGCCUGCCCGACCCGAUUUCGGGCAGCUAUGGAGUUUCGCCGCACCGGAAAUUGUCCUUCCGCAGCAACCUAUGGGGCGGUUCAUGCCGUCGAUGAGGGAGGCAUCGGCCGCAAGGGUUGGGAACUAUCUUCCACUCCAGGGGCAUCUGAAUUUGCUCGCUUCGCUGUCGGGGCCGCCUGCAGCGGCUUCCGGAAGGAGAGAGGACGAGCCUCGCUGAUGGGUUGGGUAUAGGGUUAGGGUUUUAGGGUUUUAGGGUUUGUGGAUUUGUUGACAAUUAGGGGUGUUUACUUCUAGUGUUUGGGGUUCUGUUGAUUGAGAGACUGGGGAUUUAAGGUUUUAGAUGAAGGGCUCUUGGAGGUUUGGGAAUCUGGGUGUGUGGAUAUUUGAAAUGUUGAUAAUAGUGUUUUCUAUGGGUGAUCCCUGAAUUAGGGUUUUCUCUGUGUUUUGUUGCAAAUGGGCAGUUUUAUCAUUGCAAUUAGGGUGAGGGGAAUUGCGGUUUUCUGUGUGAAAUUAGGUUUGUAGAAGUAUCCGAAUUCUCCAUGUUUCAGUCAAUAAGCUGUUCUGUUGUCACUCUUUCAUGGGCUUUCUUUGUAAAUGGGCAUUUGGGUUUUGGGGGAGAAGAGCUUGAAAGGCUGGUGCUUGUGGUUUUACCUGAAUUCUAUCUACUUCUGCAAAGACACUGUUUAUCAUGGGACUGUGGUGUGGCAAUGUGAUCCGGUUUAUGGGUUUUUCUGCUUUUGGUAAGUUGGGGGAAGAGCUUGAGAAACUUGGGUGGACAGACAUAGCUGAGAUUCUGCAAUCAGAAACUUGGGUUGGUGAAAUGUUAUUUUGAAAGUCACAAGAGAAUAAUGAGGCUGAGUUUGGAUGGACAAGUCAAUUGAAUUGCAAACAGUCAGUCUAAAAGAGAGGACAUAACAGUAUUCAAUCGAGGAAGAGCCCUCAAAUUGCAGUUAGAUUCCUUUCCAGUCCAGCUUUGACGGUAUUGUGAUUGCAAUUUCAAACCAAGCUUGCCCGAAGUGCUUCUGGGUGGCUUGAGUUUGAGAUGCGUCUGGGAAGAGCUUGGGAGGGGUUCGUGGCAGUAGCUGACGUCUCUCUGUCUCUCACUAUAUAUGUUGGUGUGAAGAAUUUGGAGAAGGUUGUGAAAAAAGCUUCUCUUCAAGUCUGUAAGUUGUCUAUCCUUAGUUACAACUGUAUUUUAGCCAUUUUUCUGGAUUUAUUAGCAUCGAAAUAAUGGGGUUUUCGUUGUAUGUAUUGUAUUGUUUGGGCUGCCUGGAGUCAGUGUGAAUAAAAGUAUAGCUGUUUCCAUUGCUGA
This is a messenger RNA of Magnolia sinica, 1980 nucleotides long. Its product is annotated as transcription factor TCP7-like. Lineage: Eukaryota; Viridiplantae; Streptophyta; Magnoliopsida; Magnoliales; Magnoliaceae. The record is from RefSeq and is a predicted model, not a curated record. The transcript has a single exon. Gene Ontology annotation, cellular component: nucleus. The coding region runs from base 121 to 885 and encodes 254 amino acids. Gene Ontology annotation, molecular function: DNA-binding transcription factor activity; sequence-specific DNA binding.